Ornithodoros turicata is the source of this 3034-nucleotide messenger RNA. RefSeq names its product N-sulphoglucosamine sulphohydrolase-like (gene Sgsh). Gene Ontology annotation, molecular function: N-sulfoglucosamine sulfohydrolase activity; glycosaminoglycan binding; N-acetylglucosamine-6-sulfatase activity. The transcript has 6 exons. Gene Ontology annotation, biological process: glycosaminoglycan catabolic process; heparan sulfate proteoglycan catabolic process. Lineage: Eukaryota; Metazoa; Arthropoda; Arachnida; Ixodida; Argasidae. Bases 197 to 1738 code for a protein of 513 amino acids. The record is from RefSeq and is a predicted model, not a curated record.
CCCCUGCUCUUGACAGUGCAGCAGUUGCUUUAUCUUCGCAAGUUAGUUAAGUGCAGUAGUGCUCGGAGUUGUGUCGAACGACGAAGCGAAUGUAAUCAGAGUACAAAGUCAGACGUGGAGAUAACGAGACAGUACGCUAUCGCAACCCGCGACCUGCGCGUACUUUAUUGAAAGUCGAGUGAAAGCAGUUUAUGAAAUGGUACCUGCACAACUGAUCUUUGUGUUGGCUCUGCUAAUGUGGCCUGGCGUACGUGGAGCGCGCGGGGCAACGCGUAAAAAUGUUUUGUUAAUAUUGGCCGAUGAUGGAGGCUUUGAGACCCAAGUCUACAACAACUCCAUAUGCCAGACGCCAAACCUGCUCGAGCUGUCCCGCAGAGCUCUGGUCUUCGACAAGGCCUACACGGUCGUGAGCAGUUGCUCGCCGAGCCGCGCCUCCCUCCUUUCAGGACUGCCGCCACACCAGAAUGGAAUGUACGGUCUACACCAGGGCGUACAUGGUUUCCAGUCCUUCGCCGAAGUUCAGGCACUUCCGCAGGUUUUAUCUGAACAUGGUGUUCGAACGGGAAUCAUCGGCAAGAAGCACGUGGGCCCCGAAUCCGUGUACCCUUUUGACUUUGCCCACACCGAGGAGAACAGCUCCAUACUCCAGGUCGGCAGAAACAUCACCAGGAUAAAAAAGCUUGUCAGGAAGUUCCUACGUUCCAACGACAGUAGGCCAUUUUUCCUCUACGUCGCGUUCCACGACCCACACCGCUGCGGACAUACGCAUCCGCAGUACGGACAAUUUUGCGAGAAGUUUGGCAACGGCGAACCUGGCAUGGGCUCCAUUCCGGACUGGGAGCCGCAGCUGUACGACCCGUCGGAUGUCAUAGUUCCAGACUUUGUUCCGGACACUCCGGCCGCUCGGCAAGAUAUCGCGGCACAGUACACUACGGUCGGAAGAAUGGACCAAGGUAUUGGUCUUGUACUCCGCGAACUUUCUCGUGCCGGCUUCCAGGACAACACCCUGGUGAUUUAUUCGUCGGACAACGGGAUACCAUUUCCAAACGGCAGGACAAAUCUCUACGAGCCAGGCAUUCGAGAGCCAUUCAUCAUUGCAGACCCAACACGGCCACACUCUUUCAACAAGAGAUCCCACGCAAUGGUCUCCCUGCUGGACAUCAUGCCCACGGUGCUGGACUGGUUCGGAAUACCUCUUCCGACCUACGAGAUAUUCCGCAAGGGCGUCACCUUCACCGGAGCCUCCCUCCUGCCACUCCUCGACGUUGGCACCGCGGUACUGCCGCGAGACACGAUUUACGGAAGCCACAGCCUCCACGAGAUCACGAUGUAUUAUCCCAUGCGGAGCGCGCGCAACGACCGCUUCAAGCUCAUCCACAACCUCAACUUCCUCAUGCCCUUUCCCAUUGACCAAGAUUUUUACCUGUCACCCACGUUUCAAGACACGCUCAACCGCACGCAAGCGGGCGUUCCGACCCACUGGACCAAGAACCUGACUUCGUACUAUUACAGGAGCAACUGGGAACUGUUUGAUUUGCGGGAAGACCCCGGCGAACUUCGCAACCUCGCGGAGAACGUCAGUUACGUCGACGUGUUCGGCGAACUGAAGCACGGCUUGUCCAAGUGGCAGGACCUGACCAGGGAUCCGUGGCUGUGCGCACCUGGAUCUGUUUGGGAAGCUUCCGGACGAUUCAAGGCUCAUCCUCAGUGUCUGCCACUUCAUAACAAUGUUUGUUGAUGGGGCUCCGAAGUGUUAAGAGUUUCACCUGAUUCUUCUCUCCGACUUUACCCCCUCGAAUCGCACAUUUAGUGAUUCGGGUAAGACACUAUGUAUUUCUCCCCGAAUCGUCUUUUUGCUGUGCCACCAGGAACCGCGGAAGCAGAACAGUGGUAGAGAGCGGGAGGUUGUCAACGGAAGGGGGAUGCACUGCAGCCGGCUCGUUGAUGUUUCUCGUGUGUAGACUUGUAACAGCGUCACGUUAAGCAAAGAUAGAUAUGCUGGAAAGAUAUGAAAAGUCUUGGGAAGAUGUACCAGAGAUCUAGAAAGGUUCUUGAUUAAGUUACGUUACGUGCCUAAAAGGUAACAGGUGAGCUUCGACACUCUUAAGAUGUGUGCAAUGCUUCUUGUAAGCGAGUGUUUAGAUUGAAGUGGUAUUUGCAAGUUUGAAUUGCCGUGCACCUUUCAGCAUAUUCCUCAUCUUGUAGCAGACAGCACGUUAGUUUGGAGGAUGUUUUCGUUUUUUCAUUCGUGAUACGUAUAAUGAGCCUAAUAGACACAAUUUUUAUCCCGGGAGCUGCUAUUUCGCACCCGAUUUUUACGUCCCAAAUAUUGCAAAAAAAUAUUUCGCAAAAGUCUCAGACCUUAUUUGCUGGACAGUCCAAUCUUAAAUGAACAAAAAAAAAACUACUUGUUAGUGUCCGUUCAAUAUACCGGCGUCUCUCGUCCCGAGGCACUUCCCUUAACCAAAAAAAAAAAAAAAAAACUUACUGGGUUUACAAACUUAAACUACUGGGUUGGUUAGUACUUAGAGCCUGCUGCUUUCAAGUUAAACAUGGUAAAACAUGUUUUUGCCCCCUCAUUCAAGACAGUAUGAAUUCAGCUACUCAUACCAGGGUUGGCUACCAGAAACGGAAACGAGAAACGGUAAUUACCGAAAUUCAACAGGAAAUGAAAAUGGAAACAAAAUUGUUUUAGUUUCCACUACCAAAUGGAAACUAAAUUCAAAAGUGGUAACGUUAGCAGAAACCAAAUUCGCUGGACGUUUCCCUCAGUGUUUUCGCAUUAAUAUGAAAAUUAUAUAUAUCCGCACUAUUCUUCCAGUCAUCAUUCAUUCGUUUAUUUUCGGGACUUUCUUUCGUGUUGAGCCCACUGCACAGCAAGAUGGAUGCAAAAGUUUUGGAUGACGCGUUAUUUUUGCGCACGAGCGGAGGCUUUUGAAACUUAAAGGCAUGUAUUUGUACAACCUAGAGCGGCAUCUACUUGGGGUGUAUAAGAUUUGUGACGAACUUUGGAUUAAAGUCUAUAGUGUUUGUG